Molecule: messenger RNA, 854 nt
Organism: Lotus japonicus
Lineage: Eukaryota; Viridiplantae; Streptophyta; Magnoliopsida; Fabales; Fabaceae
Exons: 4
Coding region: 51-713 (220 amino acids)
Source: RefSeq, a predicted model, not a curated record
GAAUUAAUUAACUAGACGUUGGAGUCCAGCAGCAAGGGUGAAGAAAGGAAAUGGAUUUUGGAUGCUCAGAGGUGAGUGUUUGGCAGGAAGCACUCUCUGCAUAUCCAUCGCGAAUCCAAUCUCUUACUCUCCACAAAAACAAACCUGAUUUGGUAUCUCUCGAUGAAUUCUACCGCAACGAACUCCCUUCCCUUCUUCACCAACGAAACCCUAACCCUUUCAUCACCACUCUCGAACUCUCCAAACUCAUGCAAUGGAAGCUCACACGCGGAAAAUCGAGGCCGCGUUUGUUGAAUUUUGUUUCCUCUCUAGAUGAUGCUGUUGUGAAAUCUGCUUCUGAGAAGGCUUUUCAGUGUCUUCCAGAUGUGUCGAAAGCGGUUACUGAGCUGAGCGCUUUGAAAGGCGUUGGUCCGGCCACUGCUUCUGCUGUCUUGGCUGCUUUCACGCCGGAGUUAGCCCCGUUCAUGUCCGACGAGGCUAUGGAAGCAGCUCUUGGAAACUCAAAAUAUUAUACGCUGAAGCAAUAUCUAAUUUUCGUCAAUAAACUGCAGACAAAAGCGAAGGAACUAAGUUCUGAAGGGGCCUCCUUUACCCCAUCUGAUGUAGAAAGGGCUCUGUGGAGUUGUGCGGUAGGGAAGUCAUCAGCAUCUCAAUCGAAUCAAGACCCUAAGACCAAUCCAAGCAAGAGCUCUAAAAGGAAGAGAAAAAAUUGACGUAGAUAGUGUCAGACCAACUAAUGAAAUAACAACUAAUAUCUGUUCUUUCUUGGGUCUGCUAGUUUUAUUCCUUGUUAGUGUCUUUUCCUUCAAUGUUGGACAGUAUUAGUUACUAUUAUCAGAUAUUUUAGUGCUUAA